Molecule: messenger RNA, 1235 nt
Organism: Pocillopora verrucosa
Lineage: Eukaryota; Metazoa; Cnidaria; Anthozoa; Scleractinia; Pocilloporidae
Source: RefSeq, a predicted model, not a curated record
AUGUUUGAGUUACAAAUUUCUUCUGUCUACACAAAAAAUCCUGGAAAACAACUGUACACAGUGGGUCUUGUUGAUUUAAGGUAUAGCUCUGGUAGUGUUGUUGCUAAAGUAGAGCUCAAGUUUGAAAGAUCUGUUCUUGAUCCUUUGAAACCACUCGAAGAUGAAAUCAAAGAUGGAAAGCUUGGGUCAUUCACAGUGAGCCGUGAACUUGAUUUGAAUCCAACUUCGGUUCCCUUUACAAACUUCUCAGCCACAGCUGCCUCCUUCACAAACGUUACGUCCACAGGUUAUCUCGUUACAAACAUUACGGUCACAGCUAAUCCCUUUACAAACAUAACGGUCACAGCUGUUCCCUCAACAACCAGUAGGGCAUCAGCUGUUCCCUCAACAACCAGUAGGGCAUCAGGUGCAGAUCAAAGUGGCGAUCGGAAAAAGCAAACUAUGCUUCACGUCAUUUACUCGACGACAAUAUUUCUACUUUUGGUGAUUAUCAUUGUGUUAGUGUUUGUCAUUUGGAGAGGGAAGAAUAGGCAAGGCUCAUUAAAGCAAAAAAGUCAGCAGCAUAAUCACCGAAAAAACCACAUUGAUCUCCAGGCUAACGUCAAUAUGAAGAAACACGAUAACAGUUUGUAGACAAAUAUUGACGACGUUUUAGUGUAAGAAAGCGUAGACCAACUUUUAGCGAUAACUGAGUGCAAGUUAGUUAGAGAGGAUAUGUAAUAUGGCGCAUAAAAAAACUCCGCCCAUUUAUGUAGACCUAGAACUGUGAAUACAUUUAAUUCACCUUCAUGCUGCUGAUGUUCGCCCAUAGAAGUUCACGUCUUUCUGUUUUUAGUAACCGGUAAAAACAUGCAUAUAUCCUAAUUACACUAUGUGGUUUGAGUUCUAGAACUUGAUAGUUCGGAUUUCCGAAAGUUCCGAUUUUCGUCAGAAGUAUUCCCAACCAGAUAGAUUUAACUCUGGGUCUAUACCCUUCGGAUCAAUGUCAUUUUCAUAGCUGUUCAUGUCGACGUAGCAAUAAAAGUGUACUUCGUUUACAUUGGGCGCCCUAACUGAGUCCUUUUGGUGGUAUUAUGAACUUCAGUUGCUACAAAACUCUUAACUGUGAAUUAUUACUGUAACGUAUUUAGUUGAUUAAAUUGAAUAUAUGAUAGAUCAGAAAAUAAAUUAAUUGAAAAAUUGAUCAUUAAUUAUCGUCACAAGAAAGUGUUAAAUUGAUCUGAUUGUAGGUAAAU